AGCGCGGAGGUGCUCAGACCUGAGCAGCUGAUGUGCGCGUCAGAGCCCGGAGCUUUGACGCCGCUCGCUUUCUAAGCACCAACGCCAACUCCCUCCGUUCCUAGGCUUGUCACUAAGCAGGGCUUGGCGGAGCCCCUCAACUCCCUCCAUCCCGGCUUUUUCUUUCGCCGUGGAGAAGUUCGCUGUUGGCACGGGGGCAACGGACGGAUCCGCGGGCAAGCUAGGAAAGCAUCUGGCCGGCGCUGAGGGAAACGGGCAUCCUGUGCCUCAGCCGUUCCGCAGGUCUCACACAGAUGACUCAGAUCUGAGGUCUUACCACCAAAGCCAGCACUUGCCCUUUCAGAGACUUACUCCAUCUGGCCUUGGUAAAUCUGUACUUCGUGUGUAAGUGGCUACACCAGACCAGCUCAAUGCCUAAGAGCAGCAAAGUAACUCAGCGAGAACAGAACAAUGAGCCUGUCACAGAAUCAGUGGCGGAUCUACUGGCCCUGGAGGAGCCUGUGGACUACAGACAGAGUGUCUUAAAUGUGGCUUCAGACAACUGGAACAAACAGCAGGUUGAGGAGGAAGCAGGCGAGGACAGGCCAGCAUGGAACAAUAAGCUACAGUACAUUUUGGCUCAGAUAGGCUACUCUGUGGGCCUGGGGAAUGUGUGGCGGUUCCCAUAUUUGUGCCAAAAGAAUGGUGGAGGAGCUUAUCUAGUCCCAUAUCUGAUCCUGCUCAUCCUUAUUGGACUCCCCCUCUUUUUCCUGGAACUGGCUGUAGGGCAGAGAAUCCGCCGGGGCAGCAUAGGAGUGUGGAAUUACAUCUGUCCUCGAUUAGGCGGGAUUGGAUUUGCCAGCUGCUUAGUCUGCCUGUUUGUUGGACUCUAUUAUAAUGUGAUCAUUGGCUGGAGCAUCUUCUACUUUUUCAAAUCCUUCCAGUAUCCUUUACCUUGGAGUGAAUGUCCUGUCUUAAAAAAUGGCUCAGUGGCAACUGUGGAACCAGAAUGUGACAAAAGCUCUGCAACUACUUUCUUCUGGUAUCGUGAUGCCCUGGACAUUUCCAACUCCAUUUCAGAGAGUGGUGGGCUUAAUUGGAGAAUGACCUUAUGUCUGCUGGUAGCUUGGAGCAUUGUGGGCUUGGCUAUGAUCAAAGGAAUCCAAUCCUCAGGAAAGGUGAUGUAUUUCAGCUCUCUCUUUCCGUAUGUGGUGUUGAUCUGCUUCCUGGUCCGGGGCUUGCUUCUGAGAGGGGCAGUAGAUGGGAUUCUGCAUAUGCUCACUCCUAAGCUUGAUAAAAUGUUGGAUCUCCAAGUAUGGCGAGAAGCUGCCACUCAGGUCUUCUUUGCCCUUGGACUGGGUUUUGGUGGAGUUAUUGCUUUUUCCAGUUAUAACAAGCAGGACAACAACUGCCACUUUGAUGCAGCCCUUGUCUCCUUCAUUAAUUUUUUCACUUCCAUCUUGGCCACACUGGUUGUUUUUGCUGUGCUGGGCUUCAAAGCCAAUGUCAUGAAUGAGAAGUGUGUGAUUGAGAAUGCUGAAAAGAUCCUCGGUUAUCUGAACACAGAUAUCCUCAGCCAUGCUCUCAUACCACCCCAAGUAAACUUCUCCCAUCUCACAGCCAAGGAUUACACUGAAAUGUAUGCUGUGAUAAAGACAGUGAAGAAGGAUCAAUUCGAGAAGCUGGGACUGGAUCCCUGCCUGCUGGAAGAUGAGCUUAACAAGUCAGUGCAGGGAACUGGCCUCGCAUUCAUAGCUUUCACAGAAGCAAUGACACACUUCCCAGCUUCUCCCUUCUGGUCAGUGAUGUUCUUCCUGAUGCUGAUAAACCUGGGUUUGGGGAGCAUGAUUGGGACCAUGGCUGGCAUCACCACACCCAUCAUUGACAUGUUCAAAGUGCGCAAAGAAGCAUUAACAGUUGGCUGUUGCAUUUUUGCUUUCCUCGUGGGUCUGAUCUUUGUGCAACGCUCAGGCAACUAUUUCGUCACCAUGUUUGAUGAUUACUCUGCAACGCUGCCACUCACUCUUGUGGUAAUCCUGGAGAACAUUACUGUGGCUUGGAUUUACGGUACCAAGAAAUUCAUGCAAGAAUUAACAGAAAUGCUGGGUUUCCGACCUUCCUGCUUCUACUUUUAUGCAUGGAAGUACAUUUCACCCAUCUGCAUGGCUGGCCUGAUGACAGCCAGUAUCAUUCAGCUAGCAGUCAAUCCACCAGGUUAUAGUGCCUGGAUAAGAGAAGAGGCCACAGAGAAAUUUCUCUAUUACCCCAGAUGGGCAAUGAGCUUACUUGUGUCUCUGAUCGUCUUGGCUACCCUUCCUCUGCCUGUGGUCUUUGUCCUGCGCCAGUUCCACCUGGUGUCAGAUGGUUCUAAUGCUCUGUCUGUCACAUACAAAAAGGGGCAUAUGAUGAAGGACAUAUCCAACUUAGAAGACAAUGAUGAGACCCGUUUCAUCUUGAGCAAAGUUCCCAGUGAAACCCCUUCCCCAAUGCCUGCACAUCGCUCUUACCUGGGCCCUGGGAGCACAUCCCCAAUGGAAAUGAGCAGUAUUGCCAAUGGACGCUAUAGCAGUGGGUACCUCAUGGCCACCACUCCUGAAUCUGAACUGUGACCAUCAACCAGCAGCCUCCCCCACUUCCCAGGUGAAAGAGAAGAGGUCCUGGAGAAGGAAAGCUGUGCUUUAGAAAACCUCCCCAUCACGCAUAGCAAUCAAUGGUAGAUUGUAUCAAGUAUAAAAGGUGAGAAGGGAAGGUUUCCUUCUGGUGCUCUUCAGAGGAACUACCAGAAUGUUCUUCAGUGAGUAAUAGUAGUCAGAAGACACUGCAAUAAAUCUUAUGGGCAAAAGGGAAAUUUUAGCCAACUGGUAUUGAAAAACACCGAUAACCUUUUUUCAAGAAAUCUAAGGUUGGGAGAGGGAGACAGAAUAAGGAAACAGCCAAAACAAAACCAAGAAGCAGCUGGUUCCCUGACUCUCUCUCUCCAUCCCUUACUUUUACUUGGGAGAAGAGACUUUUGUCUCAUUUGCUGAAUAACUACCACUAUUCAUAGCACAAGAAAAAUUAAUUACCUGAUACAGAUUUACCAGCACACUUCUGGUUUUACUCUUCGACAGUAUCCAAAUUGCACAGCCUCAGUGAAGAGUUCUUACAACUCUAAACUAAGAUACAUUCCAUGUAGACAGCACAGUAGAAUGCUUGCCAUUGCAUUAUGUGAGAUCGAUGAUGGUCUUGCUGAAGAUGGAUCAAAAACUGUAAGGACCUGAAGGGUGUUUUGUUUCAGUGAAGCUGGCCAUGGUAUGCAUGCUUCUGAGACUCACAGUGUUCCUCUAUCACAGAUUCAGGUUUGUGCCAUGUGUGUCAGUUAGAAUCAACACUUACAGUAGCUGUAUCAGUGUAGUUUUCUAGAAUUCAUGAUGUCAU
Molecule: messenger RNA, 3396 nt
Organism: Candoia aspera
Lineage: Eukaryota; Metazoa; Chordata; Lepidosauria; Squamata; Candoiidae
Gene: SLC6A17
Product: solute carrier family 6 member 17
Exons: 12
Coding region: 411-2588 (725 amino acids)
Biological process (GO): alanine transport; L-leucine transport; glycine transport
Cellular component (GO): membrane; synaptic vesicle
Source: RefSeq, a predicted model, not a curated record